Parnassius apollo (apollo) is the source of this 1635-nucleotide messenger RNA. NCBI's taxonomy places the organism in Eukaryota, Metazoa, Arthropoda, Insecta, Lepidoptera, Papilionidae. The record is from the annotation of a GenBank genome assembly.
AUGAUGAUUGAUAAGCAUGAUGGUCAAGAAAUGGAUCAAACUUUAAAACACUCAAAUAUUCCUAUUGGAGUACUUCUAAGUGCAUCAUGCAAGCAGGCAACGCUCAUACUUAAAAAGGCAUCAAAACAGAAUUUAUUUGACGCUAUGCACUUAUGGUUGGUAAUUAAGAACUUAAAAGGCAAUACAAGCGAGAACCUACAAGAAGAAAAUGUUCACAAGCAUCUGAAUUUAAGUAUCAAUUCAGAUAUUGUACUAGCGUAUUAUAGAGGUGAUAAUUACGAAUUGGUUGAUACAUUUAACUACGGGAGGAUUCAAGGCAACAACCUAGAACAAAUGCUUUUGGGAACAUGGAAUGAACAAAACGGUAUGAGGAUGUUGCUGAAUAGGUUUAAGUAUUAUGAUCGAUGGAAUUUCCACAAUCUGACUUUAAGAGCAGUUUCGGUGAUAUUAGAGCGUCCAAAAGUAUUCAAGCCGGAGAUGCUGACAGACCUCGGGUACACUGCAGGUGUCUCAGCUAUGACUAAAAUGGUCGCACAGUUGCUCUACGUACUAAUGGAACAACAUAACUUUAGAUUUAACUAUACAAUAGUUGGACGCUGGAUUGGUUCACCUGAAAGGAACUCUACUCUGGCCGUGACAAAUUCUUUAUAUUGGGGUGAACAAGAUAUAUCAUGUACAUGUGCAAGAAUUUUUCCAAAAUGGCUUAACUGGGUGGAUAUAUUCUUUCCUGCGGUUACAACACUCGAGACUAAAUUUUACUAUCUAAUCCCUGAGAAAGGAGUUGGAGACUAUGAAAAUCGUUUUUUGACACCAAUGUCUCCAAGUGUGUGGUGGUGCUCAUGCGUUGUCGGCAUAGCAUGCGUCAUUAUACUAGCCAUUGCUGCGAAAAUAGAAAAGCGGCCCGAACCUCAUUCCUAUGCUUUCUUUAGUGUUUUCGCUACAACAUGCCAACAAGGCCGACGAGUUAUUCUCCUUGUGGUAGGAUUAACCAGUAUGCUACUUUAUAACUACUACACCAGCAGUGUAGUUUCAUGGCUUCUGAAUGCUGCUGCUCCAACUCUUCAUAAUUUGGAUGCAUUGAUGAGUAGCGAUUUGGAACUUGUAUUUGAGGAUAUUGGAUACACAAGGGGAUGGCUUGAGAAUCCAGGGUUCUUUUACUACAGUGGAUAUAAAAAUCCUAAAGAAGAUAUACUCAGGAACAAAAAAGUUAUAAACGCAAAGCGUACCGUACCCCUGUUGCAGGCAGUUAAUACAGGAAUAGAGCUGGUGCGCACUGGUGGUUAUGCUUAUCACACUGAACCAUAUACUGCUUAUCAAGUCAUUUCUAAGACUUUUGAUGACACCGAGCUUUGCAAGUUGGGUUCCUUGCAAAUGAUGCAACCAGCUCAAGUUUAUAUUAUGGCCCAAAAAGAGAGUCCAUAUAAACAAUUUUUUAUUUGGAGUCUAAUGCGUCUUCAAGAGCGUGGACACAUAAAAGCUUCGCGGGAUCGCGUUGGCGGCUAUUCCUUUGAAUGCUCGGGUCGCACUCCACGUGCAUUAGCAUUAGGGCAGGCAGCACCUGCAUUUGCUGUGCUGGCAGAAGCAGCUUUAUUAGCUGUUUUCAUUUUGUCGAUAGAAAUAUUAUGGCACAGGUAA